AUGUCAAGAUUAGACUAUUACAGAAAUGAGCAACAACAUAUUCGGUCUGAGUUAUAUAAAGGUAUAGUUGACACAGUAACGCUUGGAGAAAGAGAUGCCUCUAAUGUUGGCAAAAGGAUAAUAUUGCAAUCUUCUUGUAUUGGAGGUCCACGAGACAUGAGAAAGAGAUACAUGGAAGCUAUGGCUUUGGUUCAGCGAUAUGGAAAACCGGACAUUUUUUUAACGAUGACUUGCAACCCAAACUGGAAAGAAAUUACCAAUGAACUAAGCCAACAUGAAGAAGCUCAAAAUAGACCCGAUUUAGUUGCUCGAGUAUUCCAUGCCAAACUGGAAGAAUUAAAAGACAAAUUAUUUAAACGUGAAAUAUUCGGCAAGGUUGCCGCAUACGUCUAUGUUAUUGAGCACCAAAAAAGGGGCCUACCACACGCUCAUUUUUUAAUUAUCCUACAAGGCGAUUGGAGAUUACAUGCACCCGAAUAUUUUGAUGAGAUAGUAUCAGCGGAGAUUCCUGAUAAAAAUACAAACAUGCACUUGCAUAACGCUGUUGUGAAACACAUGAUGCAUGGACCAUGUGGAGAUUUGAAUCGAUCAAAUGUUUGCAUGAAGGGCAAUCCUCCACGUUGUAAAAGUAAUUAUCCAAAAAAUUAUGCACCUUUUACGUCUGUUGGAAAUGAUUGCUUCCCAAUAUAUAGACGCCGAAACAAUGGAACGCACGUGAAGGAUGUCAAGUAUCUCUACAAGUACAUUUAUAAGGGUCAUGAUCGUGUUGCUUUCAACUUAGUAUCUGAACCAAGAAAUGACGAAGUUGAUGAAAUUCACCAGUUCCAAAUGGCCCGAUGGAUUGCAGCACCUGAAGCUAUGUGGAGAAUAUAUGGGUUUAUUGUUAAUGAGAUGUACCCGUCAGUUUAUAGUUUGCAUCUGCACCUCGAGCAUCAACACCCAGUAACUUUCAGAGCAGAUCAAGACCUAUCGAACAUUGCCACUUCAGAACAUUUUAAAAAAUCAAUGCUAACAGAAUUUUUUGUAUUGAAUCGAACUGAUCAAAAUGCAAACGCAUUACCAUACAAACAAAUCCCAGAAAGCUAUGUUUGGAACCAACAACACAAGAUAUGGUCUACUCGAAGAAAAAAAACAGUCAUAGGACGUAUUGUAACAACAAAUCCAUUUGAGGGUGAGAGAUAUUAUCUACGCAUAUUGUUGAACCAUGUAAGAGGGCCGUUGUCAUUCGAAGAUCUAAGGACAGUGAACGGAGUUCUGGCCCCAACGUAUCGUGAGGCAGCGACGAUGCUUGGGUUGUUACAAAGAGACAACUGCUUGGAAGAUUGUUUACAUGAAGCAUCUCUAUACCAAGCGCCUUCGAGUCUGAGACAACUAUUCGCAACGAUAUUAGUUUAUUGCAAUCCAACGAACCCCAGAGACCUAUGGGAACAUUACGAGGAAGAAAUGUCCGCCGAUUUGAAAUCUGAAGAAGAUUCUCUAUCUAUUGUGAGAAAUAAAGUUCUAAAGUCCAUCUCUUCUACAAUAGAAUCCAUGGGAAAAGACAUCAAUUCCUACCAGCUUCUUGACGAGGACAUCUCGUUCGAUGACGAUGAAGAAUUUCAAUCUAGAGAAAUCAACGAUGAAUUGGGAGUUGAAUACCCGAAGAAGAUAUAA
Messenger RNA from Cannabis sativa, 1653 nucleotides. RefSeq lists its product as uncharacterized. NCBI's taxonomy places the organism in Eukaryota, Viridiplantae, Streptophyta, Magnoliopsida, Rosales, Cannabaceae. The record is from RefSeq and is a predicted model, not a curated record. The transcript has 2 exons. The coding region runs from base 1 to 1653 and encodes 550 amino acids.